AAUAAUUAAUUUAAAAAAAGAUUAGAUACUGUGAUUAUGAGUUAAAAAUCAAAUAUUUUACAAAAAUGUGAUAUCUUCGGAUCUCCAUUCUAUCAAAAAGUGAAUUAAGAUGACUAUAAAAAGAAAACAGCAUUAGGAGGAUUUUUUUCAAUUAUGCUAAUUUUAUUUACUAUUUCUUAUUUACUUUACUUGAUUAUUUAAAUAGACUCUGGAUAAAUCCCUCCUAGUUUUAUUUAAUAUGAUGAAAAUACGAUUGAUGGUACAAAAUAUGAACUUUUGUCAAAUAAAUUUAAAUUGUAUAUGACUAAAUAACUAUCUAAUAUUGAGUAAGAAAGAAAAUUAUAAUUUUUUGAUAUUACUUUAUAAUAGGAAGAUAUAUAAAGUGGAUAAAAAAUUACACUAAACUCAUACUUUAGUCAUGAUAAUGUCUUAAUGUUUGGAGAAUCUGAUCCCAUAAAUCUUCAACUUAAAAGUAACGCUACUUACUCUUUAUAUGGAACUUGUAUAUCUAUUUAUAUUUCGAAAUGCUCUGGAAAUCUACUAAGAAAUAAAAAUUUUAGAUGCGCUACAUAAGAUGAAAUAAAUGAAUAUAUAAUUAACUCUGAAUAAGGAUUAGUUAUGCAAUUACGUAUAUAAGAAGACAACUUUUCCAUAAAAAAAUAAGAGAAAUUUUAAACACUCUUAAGUGCAAAUAUAUUUUUUAAUACUAAAUUUUAAACUUUCAGUUUAUUAAAAGCAAGUUUACAAGAAGUUAAUAUUUAAAAAGGAUUACUUUUUCAAUCAAACUAGUAACAUAGGCAAAUUUAUUAAUUGGAAUAAUAGAAUUUAAAUAAUUAAAAUAGUAAAUAGGCUAUGGAUAAUUAUGCAGAAUUUGCUAUUUAUUUAGAUAACUAAGUUAGAAUUAUUUAGAUGGAAUAUACUAAAAUACCUUAAAUUUGGGCUCAAGUAUGGGCUAUAGCAUCUCUGUUAUACCUAUCUAGACAUAUAUUCUAGCCUAUUGCCUUAACAUCUCUCGCAUAGGAUUUUUUAAGUAUAUAACUCAAAUAUUAUUACAAAAAAACAGCAAUAAGAUUAACUUAAGAAAAUGGUAUACCAAAAUAAAAUUAAUCUUACCAAGAUGUUCACUAAUAAGCUGAAUUUAUUGCAAAAUAAAAUGAAGACAUUUAAAGCAAUAAAAAUUAUUUCGAAAUCUCUCGAUACUAAAAAUGGAAGACAUUUUUGUUACCUAAAAUUUGUUUAAAAAAGAAGAAAGUAAAUAAUCAAAAUUAGUAGAUUUUAAAUCUUUUGAGAAAAUAAACAAACAAAGAUUUAUGCUUUUUUGAGAUGCAAAAGGAAUUUUUAAGAUUGAAAACAGCAAUAAAAUUAUUGUUAACACCUGAGUAAUAUGCAGCAAUUCAUAUGUGUGGUUGCGAUUUAUUAGAUGGUGAAUCAAAACUUGAUUUAGAGUAAGGCUAGAUUUCAUCAAAGAAAGAUUCUUAAUUUAAUUAAAUCGAAGACAAAAUUGAAGAAAAUUCAAAUAUAAGCUCUUCUGAUAUUUAAACUCCUAUUAAUAGUUAUUAACUUGAUAAAAAUAUUAUUUAACCAAGUAGUGAAAAAGUUUAAAAUCAUUUAGAGUUAAUGGAAAAAGUGGAUAUAGAUUCUGAUUACAGAAAAAGCUGUUUAGAGAAGUUUUUAAGCGAAAAUUAAUAAAUAAAUUAAAGUGAAUAGGUAUUACUCAAUCAAAGAAUACGUAAUUGUAUAGUAGGUAUUUAAAGUGAUAAUUUAAAUACCAUAAAUUAGGUAAAUUAAGAUUAAUAUACAUAUAUUGAAUAUAAUAGCAUAUCUAACAAUUAAUAAAGUAUUGUUGCUGCUUCAUGA
Messenger RNA from Tetrahymena thermophila SB210, 1857 nucleotides. RefSeq names its product transmembrane protein, putative. The transcript is spliced from 2 exons. Lineage: Eukaryota; Ciliophora; Oligohymenophorea; Hymenostomatida; Tetrahymenidae. The record is from RefSeq and is a predicted model, not a curated record.